CUUCCACCACCAUCUCUCUGCAGCAGCGGACCGAGCUGCAGCUGCAGGCGGAGCUGGCAGUCAGCGGCGCGCUGCCGUGCCAAACACACCCGCUCUCCAGUCUGUCACCACUCUGCGCGCUUUAAACUACGUUUUGGUUCCAAUCUGGAAACACUAAAGACUGCGGUGAAGUCUGUAUAAAAUCGGUAAAGUUUAGACUAGACAAUUGUUUUCUUUUUUACACAUCCUCGGAAGAACAGAGUUUACUUUAAAAUUGAACGGGACUUCAUCCAAAAGCUGUCCAGUCUGCGCCGGAGCCGCGCCAGGUGAAAAGGAUGAGCAAUCUCCCGUUCCGCCGCGCGGCAAUCCGGUCCACAAAGGAUCAAUUAUAAGGAGAAGAGCCGCUGGAUUUUAAGGGACACAGAUCCCUUCAUCACUGUUCUGAUAACGACAAGUCAAGCCGCUUGUAAAUGCUGCCGUAGACAUGAGUUUUGGAAACAGAUUCUUCCUUUCACUCUUUCUUGGAAUUACGAUCAGUCGUUUCAGCAGAUGCAAUCAAGUUGUGUUGCUGGAUACAACAUCCGUGCUUGGGGAGCUUGGAUGGAAGACAUAUCCAAUAAAUGGGUGGGACGCCAUUACCGAGAUGGACGAGCACAAUCGACCUAUCCAUACUUUCCAGGUUUGCAAUGUGAUGGAGCCCAACCAAAACAACUGGUUACGCUCCAACUGGAUUUCUCGACAGGCGGCCCAAAAGAUCUAUGUGGAGCUUCGCUUCACCCUGCGUGAUUGCAACUCUAUUCCAUGGGUUUCUGGCACCUGCAAGGAGACCUUCAACCUCUUCUACCACGAGAUGGACGAAGCACAUGGUGUCAAAUUUAAGCCCAGUCAGUACACAAAGAUUGACACCAUUGCUGCUGAUGAGAGCUUCACUCAAAUGGAUCUUGGCGAUCGCAUUCUCAAGCUAAACACAGAGGUGCGGGAGGUGGGACCCAUGACGAAAAAAGGGUUUUAUUUGGCUUUCCAGGACAUUGGUGCCUGCAUAGCAUUAGUUUCGGUGAGGGUUUACUACAAAAAAUGCCCAUUUACGUUGAUGAACCUGGCCUCAUUUCCAGACACAGUCCCUCGUGUGGACUCUUCUUCAUUGGUGGAGGUGAGAGGAGCAUGCAUCGAUCAUGCUGAAGAAAGAGACACUCCCAAGCUAUUUUGUGGAGCUGAUGGAGACUGGUUGGUACCUCUUGGAAGAUGUGUCUGCAGUGUCGGGUAUGAGGAGAUUGAUGGGUCAUGUGUUGCAUGCCGCCCAGGGUUCUACAAGGCAUAUGCAGGAAACAUCAAGUGUUCAAAGUGUCCUCCACACAGUUUGAGCUACGGAGAAGGUGCUUCAAUCUGCCGCUGUGAAAAAGGAUUCUUCAGAGCUGAGAAAGAUCCCCCAACAAUGGCCUGCACACGCCCUCCAUCUCCUCCGCGCAACUUAUUGUUCAACAUGAAUGACACCUGCCUAAUGCUGGAGUGGUCACCCCCCAGCGACACCGGAGGUCGCCGGGAUCUAACGUAUAAUGUCCAAUGCAAACGCUGCGGCCCUGCACCCAACCAGUGCCAACUCUGUGAGGAUGAUCUCCGUUUCGUCCCGCGGCCUUUGGGCCUGACCAAUGCCAGUGUGACUGUCACGGACUUCUCAUCACACGCAAACUACACAUUUGAAAUUGAGUCACUAAACGGUGUGUCAGAGAUGAGCUCCUUCCCUCGGCAGGUGGCCAUCAUCACCGUCAGCACUGAUCAGGGGGGUCCAUCUCUAGUGGGAGCUGUAAAGAAGGACUGGGCUUCUCCAAACAGCAUUGCUCUCUCCUGGCAGCAACCUGAGGAAACAACGAUUCCCAUCAUUGACUAUGAAGUCAAAUAUUAUGAGAAGGAACAAGAACAGUUAAGCUACUCCUCCACACGCACCAGGGCUCCCAGUGUCAUAGUCUCAGGUUUAAAACCAGAAACCUGGUAUGUCUUCAGUGUUCGGACCAGAACAGCCGGUGGAUACAGCUCCUACUCUCCAAGAUAUGAAUACCAAACUACAGGUGACUCCUCAGACAUCGCGUCCGAUCAGGGCCAGGUCUUGGUCAUUGUAACAGCUGCAGUGGGUGGUUUCACUCUUCUAAUCAUCCUCACCCUCUUCCUCCUCAUCACUGGAAGGUGUCAGUGGUAUUUCAAGGCAAAGAUGACCUCAGAGGACAAAAGAAGGACUGACUAUCAGAAUGGACAUGUUCCUUUUCCAGGAACAAAGACAUAUGUGGACCCAGAUACGUAUGAAGACCCCUCACAGGCUAUCCAUGAAUUCACUAAAGAAAUCGACCCGUCCAGGAUCCGCAUUGAGAGGGUGAUCGGAUCAGGGGAAUUUGGUGAGGUGUGCAGCGGCCGUUUGAGAACACCUGGGAAAAAGGAGAUUGCGGUAGCAAUAAAGACUCUAAAAGGCGGUUACGUAGAGCGUCAGCGGCGGGACUUCCUGCGCGAGGCAUCAAUCAUGGGCCAGUUUGAUCACCCCAACAUUAUCAGGCUGGAAGGAGUGGUCACAAAAAGCAGGCCUGUGAUGAUCGUCGUGGAGUACAUGGAAAAUGGAUCACUGGACUCAUUCCUUAGACAACACGACGGUCACUUCACUGUCAUCCAGCUGGUCGGCAUGCUGCGUGGCAUCGCCUCAGGCAUGAAGUAUCUGUCAGACAUGGGCUACGUUCACAGAGACCUGGCAGCCAGAAACAUCCUUGUCAACAGCAAUCUAGUAUGCAAAGUGUCAGACUUCGGCCUGUCCCGAGUGCUGGAGGACGACCCUGAGGCUGCUUACACCACAACGGGUGGAAAGAUCCCGAUCCGAUGGACAGCUCCAGAGGCUAUUGCAUACAGAAAGUUUUCCUCAGCCAGUGAUGCAUGGAGCUACGGCAUUGUCAUGUGGGAGGUGAUGUCCUAUGGAGAGCGGCCGUACUGGGAGAUGUCCAAUCAGGAUGUGAUUCUGUCCAUAGAGGAGGGCUAUCGGCUGCCGGCUCCAAUGGGCUGCCCUGUGGCCCUGCAUCAGCUGAUGCUGCACUGCUGGCAGAAGGAGAGGAAUCAUCGACCGAAAUUUGUGGACAUCGUUUCCUUCUUGGAUAAACUAAUUCGUAACCCAAGCAGCCUGCUGCCGCUGGUGGAGGACCUCCAGAGUCUACCAGAAUCCCCGGCGGAGGACAUGGAUUACCCAAUGUUCAUCUCUGUUGGCGACUGGCUGGAUUCUAUAAAGAUGAGUCAGUACAAGAGCAAUUUUAUGGCAGCAGGCUUCAACACAUUGGAUUCUGUGGCCAGGAUGAGUAUUGAAGAUGUGAGGCGUAUUGGUGUGGAGCUGAUCGGCCACCAGAGGCGAAUCAUCAGCAGUAUACAGACCCUUCAGUUUCAACUACUGCAUGAACAGGAGAAGGGUUUCCAUGUAUGAGGACGCCCUUUUUUGUUGCAGCCUGGGAUGGACAGGUAGUCGAGACAGGAGGAAGUGAAGUCUGAUCCAACUGAGGGCAGGCUAAAGCCCGCAGCAGACUUUUAACACCUCAUUGAAAAGAAUAUUCUAACAGAACCCUUCCUGGUCUCCUACUCUUCCCUUUGGACUUGUUUUCUACCAGACACUCCUCACAUUGUGCGCCUGGUUCUACCAGACUCCAAAGGCCUGAUGGACUUCACAGACUGGCCCAGGCCCUCACUUAAGGGAAUGUAAUGCCUUGUUGCAACAGCCGUAUUUUUGUGUGUGGAGCAACAAUAGAAAUGUAGAUUUGCAAAUGUAAUCUACCGAACCUUUGAACUUUGUUUUCUCUUGCUCUUGUAGCUGCUAUCGGGUGUGCAAUCUAUCUGUUUUUCGUCCUUUGAAAAGAGAAAUAACCUCAGUAUUUUUUAGUUUAGAGUUUUAUUAUUUAUUAUAAAGGUUUAUUUAGAUUGUUUUAGUUACCUGAUGUCUAAAGAAUCCGGUACACUAAUACUUGAACGAAGAAGAAAGCAGAACGUUAUAGAGAUUUAAUGAAUGUUUAAAGUGUAUAGACAGUUAAUUAUUAUUAUUAUAACCUAAUAUCGACAUAUGUGCAGUUGUGUAUGUGAAAGCCCUAGUAAAUCUGGAAAUUUUCUAAAAGGUUUUAUUUAUUUUAAAGAUUUUAUUUUAAUCCAAAUCAGCAAUACAGUAUUAUGCAGUCACCUCGGCGUCUCUGUGGGGGAUGAAUUGUUUAAUGACAGACUUCCACCGGUUCUUCAAGAAAAUCACCAUCCCGGUCUGACCGUUUUUUUAAGUCAGUUUAAUUUUGCGUUUGAUUGUGAAUGUUAAACAUUGCCUGAGAACAAAAAAAAACUCCACAAAUUCCACUGUUGUACUUUAUGAAUGUUCACAGAAUUUUAAUAUUUCUAGUUGUUUUACUUUAUUAAGAAGGACGGUUCUUCCUCUCGCAUCAAGUCAUUUUGCCUGGACGCACACACUCAAACACAACUAAAAAACCAAAACUCUGGUACUUUAUUUCAGUUCUACAGCGGAUUUAGUUUGUGAAAUCGGAGGAAACAAGAGGAACGUGUCUGGUUGGAUUUUAACAACUGCUUUUGCAUACUUUGUGAUCAUGUAAAGGUUGUAGCAAUAGUGGCAGUGAGCUUAGUCUGAUAGGAGCACUUCUAAAAGUGAAGCGGGACUAGAUGUAAGAUGUUAGCAGAGAUUAUUCGUAACUGUUUUACUUUUUUUGACCAUUGAGGAAUAGCAGCUUAAAACAUUGACAGCAGUUUCAUAAUUCAUAAAUCAUUUUAGCAUUGACUGUAACAGAAACACAUACACAGAAUGCCUUACAGUCUGUUAGCCAUGCAAACCAGAAACACUUUAUAGGAGUUCAUAAGUUUCAGUGCAGUCAUAGGACCUAGUUAUUUCUUUAAAUGGUAUAAAAAAUUAUUAUCUGCAGUUUUUAUAACAUAGUUUAAACCCAACUGGACCUAAAGAGGUGUGCCUUUUGGGACACAGUGUGGUCGGUCAUGCAUCUGGACCCUCAGGAGCGGGAAAGGUGCACGCACAAACCCAAGCACACACACCCCCACACACACACCCACAAACGCCCAUCCCUCUACAUGAAUCCUGAGAUUAUCAGAUGCUGUUUGUUUAGCAUGUUCUACUGCUGAGCAAUGUUAGAACGUUCUUUUGUACAAAGUACAAGUAUACUUAUUACAAUUCUUGUAUUUUAUUUUUCUAUGAUUUCCAAAGAGAUGUUGUAGAUCUUGCACACUGUAAGAGGCAGGUACAGCGAAUAUUUAUUUGCAAAUAAAG
Molecule: messenger RNA, 5260 nt
Organism: Cyprinodon variegatus (sheepshead minnow)
Lineage: Eukaryota; Metazoa; Chordata; Actinopteri; Cyprinodontiformes; Cyprinodontidae
Product: ephrin type-A receptor 6-like
Exons: 17
Coding region: 464-3421 (985 amino acids)
Biological process (GO): protein phosphorylation; cell surface receptor protein tyrosine kinase signaling pathway; axon guidance
Cellular component (GO): plasma membrane; neuron projection
Molecular function (GO): transmembrane-ephrin receptor activity; protein binding; ATP binding
Source: RefSeq, a predicted model, not a curated record